AUGGAUCAACAAGGUCAAUCCGGGGUUCCCGGACCAGCUGGGCGAAAGCUUCAUAUUGCCCACAGGAGAAGUCCCUCUGAGCUCACUCCCCUCAUGAUGGAACAACUGGCUAUCCAGCAGCAAAUCGAGCUGCUUCAGCAGCAACAGCAGCAAAUCGCCGCCACACACCAACAAUACGUGAACAUGGGCCUGCUGCAACCACAGCAACUGGGCCAGGUUCCUGCUUUCUCUCAAUCUCUCCAAGGAGGCGGCACAUCCAUGGCCGGUGUUUCCCCUCAACUCAACGCUUUCCAGUUUCCCCAAGUUGGCCAGCAACAGCUGGGAGUCCCCAUGAAUGCUUCGGCUCAACACUCGCAUCGUCGCAAUCAAUCCGCUCUCCCAGGUCUCGGUAUGGGUCCUCCCCCAGCUCCAUCAUCGGGAGCUUCGGGUUAUGCCGACUACAACCAACAACAGCAGGGAAACAAUCAGAAGCAUGAAAAUGGUGGUCAUGGCCGUUCACGGGGAGGGCCCCCCGGUGGUGGUGGCCACCAGCGCCGUCAUUCCCUCGCCCUUCCCGAAGCUAAAAAGGCUGCAGAGCUCGCCCAGCAGAAGAGAACUGCCUCUGGUUUCCAGUUCCCUGCACCCGGCAAUACCGGCGAUUCAUCCGAUAACACAUCGACUUCGGAGGACAAAUCAACCCCUGGCUCUGCACAACCGCCCCAGGGCCUAGGUCUUCACCGAGCUGGCAAUAUUCGUGCUAGCGGUCAUGGUCGGAGCCAGUCCAUGGCUGUGGGCGGCAACAGGGGUUCUCUGUCCGGCCGUGGUGCAGGUGGUUUCCAGUUCCCUUCGAACGAUGGCAUGGGCUCUGAGAACCAGCGACGUGGAAGUCAGCCUGCACACGCUCGCACAUCCUCGAGAAAUUUUGACGGCAAUUGGCGCCAGCCAAACAACCAAGCUCAGAACCAAGAUCAGCAGAAGGGUCUUGGGCAACAGGGAUCGGGAUUCCAGCCUGGCCAUCGUGCCCGCGCAUCGAUGAAUCAGUCAAUUGGCUCGAUCGGUCAAUUCCAGUAUCCAGGCCAGCCUCAACUAAUCCAACUCCCGCAGGGCCAGGUAGUCAUGGCUCCACCCCAGAUGUUUGGCGGUGGCCAGCAGCUUAGCCCCCUUCAACUUGCACAGCUCCAGGCUCUGCAGCAGAAUGGGCAGCUUAAUGGCCAGGGUCUUGGUCUCCAGGCCAGUCAACAUGCUCCUCCUCAGCUGUCUGUCCAGCAGCAGCAGCAGCAGCAACAGCAACAGCAGCAGCAGCAGCGCAAGACCCUGUUCACCCCCUACCUUCCCCAGGCAAAUCUCCCUGCGCUCUUGAGCAACGGUCAGCUUGUUGCGGGUAUCCUUCGCGUGAACAAGAAAAAUCGUUCCGAUGCGUAUGUCACUACCCCGGACCUGGACGCCGAUAUCUUCAUCUGUGGAAGUAAAGACCGCAAUCGCGCUCUCGAGGGCGACUAUGUUGCUGUUGAGCUUCUCGAUGUAGACGAGGUCUGGACCCAGAAAAGAGAAAAAGAGGAAAAGAAGAAGCGCAAGGACAUCACAGAUGCUCGCUCGGGAAGUACCGCUGGGGCUGACAAGCUGUCUCGCUCUGAUUCAGGUCACAAUGGGGAUCGUCAGGAGAUUGGACCCGAUGGCAGCAUCCGCCGCCGCGGUAGUCUUCGCCAGCGACCAACCCAGAAGAAGAACGAUGACGUUGAAGUCGAAGGACAGAGCUUACUUCUCGUCGAGGAAGAUGAAAUCAGUGACGAGCAGAAGCCCUUGUAUGCCGGUCACAUUGUCGCGGUCAUUGAACGUAUCGCCGGACAAAUGUUCUCCGGUACCCUUGGCCUCCUUCGUCCCAGCAGCCAGGCAACAAAGGAGAAGCAGGAAGCUGAGAGGAUUGCCAGAGACGGUGCUCACGGCCGCCACCAGCAAGACCGCCAGCAGGAGAAGCCCAAGAUCGUUUGGUUCAAGCCGACCGAUAAGCGGGUCCCCCUGAUCGCGAUCCCUACAGAGCAGGCUCCCCGUGACUUCGUCGAGAAACACCAAGAAUAUGCCAAUCGUAUCUUUGUUGCAUGCAUCAAACGGUGGCCGAUCACUUCGUUGCAUCCAUUUGGUACUCUUGUUGAGCAACUAGGAGAAAUGGGCGACCUGAAAGUGGAAACGGAGGCCCUCCUCCGAGACAAUAACUUUGGCUCUGACGAGUUUUCCGAUGCGGUCCUAAAGAGCAUUGGUUGGGACAACUGGUCGGUCUCUAGCGAAGCCGAUGUUUCAUCUCGUCGCGAUUUCCGUCAGGAAGCCACUUUUACCAUUGAUCCCAGUGGAACUAAAGAGCUGGAUAGCGCCUAUCACUUCAAGGCCCUCCCUGACGGAAAAGUAGAGAUUGGUAUUCACAUCAGUGAUAUUGCUCAUUUCGUCAAAGCCAACUCCCUGGUUGACCGGGAGGCCAAGAAACGUGGAACUGCCGUCUAUCUAGUGGACCGGCUUGUCAAUAUGUUGCCUCUGCGGAUCUCGACCGAAUUGUGCGCUUUGCUCCCUGGAGAGGAGCGCUUCACCGUCAGCGUCGUCUUUAAGGCUAGCCCAGAGACGGGUGCCAUCGACGAUGAUGUAUGGAUCGGCAAGGGUAUCAUCAAGAGCUCAGGCAAACUAAGCUAUGAUGAGGUAGAGUCUGUGAUCCAAGGCACUUCCGAUAUCUCUGUGACUGGUGUUACCGUCGAUACCAUCCGUAAACUACAGAACAUUACCUCGAAAUUCCGUGAAGUGAGAUUGGGUAAUCGAGUUUCCCUCAUCCCGCCGCUUCGCCUGCUGCACCAGCUGGAUGAUGAGAAUGUGCCAGUGGAGAACAACAUCUUUGACUCCUCAGCCGUACGCGAGCUUGUGGAGGAGCUAGGCCAUAAGGCAAACUUCCUGGUUGCGCGCAAGUUGGUGGCGGCUUUGCCUGAGAAGGCCUUCCUCCGUCGUCAAAUGCCGCCCAACCCCCGUCGCCUUCAGUCUUUCGUUGAUCGCAUGAACAGCCUCGGGUUUGGCUUGGAUCCCACAAGCAGUGGAACCUUGCAGAGUAGCCUCUGCAAGGUCCAGGAUGACGACUUGCGUAAGGGAAUGGAAACAAUCUUGACGAAAUCCAUGCAACGCGCGAAAUACUGUGUUGCUGGCAAUCUGCAGGAUGAGCAGCGUCAGCACUACACCCUCAAUCUACCCGUGUACACUCAUUUUACGAAUCCUUCCCGCCGUUAUUCCGAUAUAAUUGUCCAUCGUCAGUUAGAGGCUAUCUUAUCGGACGGCGCAAUUGAGUUUUCCGACGAUAUUGAAACCCUCAGCAAGACCGCAGAACUUUGUAACAACAAGAAGGAUUCUGCCCAUAACGCUCAGGAGCAGAGUGUUCAUAUCGAGGCGUGCCGCAAUAUGGAUAAAAUACGCCAGGAAAUCGGUGGUGAUCUGAUCAGCGAGGGUAUCGUUAUUUGCGUCUACGAGUCUGCGUUUGACGUUCUUAUUCCCGAGUACGGUUUCGAGAAGCGAGUUCACUGUGAUCAACUCCCUCUUAAGAAGGCCGAAUACCGCAAAGAGACCCGGGUUCUGGAGCUCUACUGGGAGAAGGGUGUGCCCUCAUCAGCUUACAUCCCUGAGGACGAACGCCCUAAGCCCGCUAGUUCCCGUGCUGCCCAAGCUGCCGCUGCUGCGCGGGAGGCAGAAGCUGCGCGGGAGCGUGCUAGGGAGAGGGAGGAAGCUAUGAGGAGACAGACUGAAACUAGAACCAUGUCUGCUGAUGAUGUUGAUGCUCUCUUCGACGAUGAUGACGAUGUCUCUGAAGUCACAGAGAUGGCAGCAGGCGUGUCGUUGACUUCUUCUGCUGACCGUUCGACUCAAAGCAUGCCACCUUCCCCUACCCGCAACGGCCAUAUGCCCCAAGGCCCUCACCGCACCCGCUCUGACCCCAAAAUUGCCACGAGCACUGCGGAUGCCCCUGAAGCUAAAUUGACCAAUAAGGAGAAGUAUCUCCGCCUGUUCAAGCUUAGAGAGGAAGGUGGAGAAUAUAUUCAAGAUGUUACCGAGAUGACUCGCGUACCCAUCAUUCUCAAGACCGAUCUGACCAAGAGUCCACCAUGCCUCACUAUUCGCUCGGUCAACCCCUUUGCUUUGUAG
Messenger RNA from Aspergillus ochraceoroseus IBT 24754, 4140 nucleotides. It is a transcript of the gene ssdA, whose product is annotated as mRNA-binding translational repressor SSD1. The record is from RefSeq and is a predicted model, not a curated record. Gene Ontology annotation, biological process: mRNA catabolic process. The transcript is spliced from 5 exons. NCBI's taxonomy places the organism in Eukaryota, Fungi, Ascomycota, Eurotiomycetes, Eurotiales, Aspergillaceae. Gene Ontology annotation, cellular component: exosome (RNase complex); P-body. Gene Ontology annotation, molecular function: RNA binding; 3'-5'-RNA exonuclease activity. Bases 1 to 4140 code for a protein of 1379 amino acids.